Corticium candelabrum is the source of this 3845-nucleotide messenger RNA. Its product is annotated as zinc finger MYM-type protein 1-like. Bases 1116 to 3542 code for a protein of 808 amino acids. The transcript has 2 exons. Lineage: Eukaryota; Metazoa; Porifera; Homoscleromorpha; Homosclerophorida; Plakinidae. The record is from RefSeq and is a predicted model, not a curated record. Gene Ontology annotation, molecular function: protein dimerization activity.
CAAAUACACUACUGGAGGACCAGAUGGUGCUGUGUACGGAGUAAGUUCAUCAGGAUGGAUGGAACGACCAAUUUUUUCCAGUUGGUGCGAAAAGUUGUUUCUUUACGGAGUCCCCCUCAAUGGGAAAGUUGUAUUGCUAUUCGAUGGCCACCUUUCCCACAUCAACUUGCCUUGCUGAAGACUGCCAAAGCUGCAGGAAUCAAGAUGCACUUCAACAUUAGAUGUAGGUGUCUCUCCCAUGAAGACACAAUGGAGAUAUAUCCUCAACAAACACAAGAUACAAAGAUGAUCGAGUACCAUUUCCAUCCCUAAUAAAGUAGCUGUAUCAGACAACAGCAAAACCUCAAUACCUACGUUCAACCUUUAGAGCUGCAUCCCCUCACAAAGUAAUUCCAGAUUGGAAAAUAGCACCUUUUCUUCCAACAACUACAGUUGACGUGCCUAAGAAAACUACAAGUGAACAAGCUUAACCAUAGAGAGAAUAAUGGACUAGUCAAGAAGAUCAGUCACCUGUUACGAGACCACCGUCAGCAUGUCAGCAAAAUCAUCCACGGAGGUCAAAAAAUGACACUUCAUGACAUGCAAUUAACGCCAAUCGUUAAGUCCUAUUUAAGCAAUAUUUUACAACGUUGCUGAGAAAGUCUCCUGCAAAACGAGCAAUACAAAAUUCCAUUGCGUCAGUAUGGUGAGGUCCUUAUACACAAGCGGCGAGGUAAUCGGCAGAAUGCAAGAGCUCGAGAAGAAAAACCGGAAGACUAACGGCAAGACAAUAGUCUGUUUCUGCAGCGAAGACAAGAAAUAAGACACAAGCGUUGUCACCUCUGGCUCCCGUCUGUUCACGAAAGAAAGAAACUGAAGCCGCACAACAGUCAACACUUGCAAGCUCCUCCUCUCAAAAACUGAAGCAUGCCAGUUAUGAUAAGCAGGGGCGUAGCGUGGCAUGGGCUAGACAGGGCUAUAGCCCCCCCCAAAGUUUGUAGGCGUGUCCAUCAAUUUUUGUGUGCUUGAUCUUCCAAUGCGCAUACGUAUGCUUUGGAACCCGUCUCUGACACUGUGGGAGCCCAAAUCAGACGUCGGGCUGCCAAGGCUUCACGUGUGAGUCACGUGCCCAUCUAAUGGCGACUCUGAAAAGUUGUGCAGGAGGGAAAGGAAGUUCCAAGAAGCAGGCGUCUAUUUCAGGAUUCUUCUCCCGCGGUCAAGUUUCUGACAACUCGCAAAAGUCUGAAGAAGUUCAAGGAACAGUCGAGUUAGAUUCAGAAGUCAGCCUCACUGAUGGUCAAGGCACCGAACAAGUGACACCUAGCGAGGUUUCUACCGCUGCUGGGCCUUCCAGUGGAUUGGUUCUAGAAGCCGCUAACGUUCUAGUAGGCCCUCAUCAACCUCGAUCCAAAGAUUUGUUUGGUGGAAGUUUUCCGAGGAGGCAAAUUUUGCGUCAGCGAAGAAGUUUUCAGGAGACUUGGUAUUCCCAGUUCCCUUGGCUGGAGUAUAGUGAGAAGGUGGAUUCUGCAUUUUGUUUUGCGUGUCGCCUAGCUGAGCAGAGCGGAAAGCAUGGCCACUACGAUGCAUGCUUUACUGAAAGAGGCUUUCGAAACUGGAAAACGGCACUAGAUGACUACAGAAAGCACGAGUCUUCGCAUGUGCACUGCUUGGCGGCAGCUGUGUGGAAUCAGGCAAGACAUGUUGCCGAAUCGGGCACGUCUGUAGCCCAGUCUGUCAGUACUGCGCACCAAUUAAGAAUAACCUUGAACAGACGAAAUCUCGGGAAAGUGUUUGAAACUAUCCUUUAUCUUGGGCGACAGUCUAUUGCUUUGCGUGGACAUGACGAAACGGAAGAUUGCACGAACAGAGGGAAUUUCCUCGAACUGUUACAUCUGCGGGCAUCAGAUAAUCCUGAGCUUGAGCAACACCUGCAAGGAACGUUUACGUACACCUCUCCACAGAUUCAAAAUGAAAUUCUAGCUCUUUGCGGUCACAAGAUUCAGCAGUCGAUAGUCCACGAACUCCGAACGUCCGGUAUGUAUGGACUGAUUUGUGACGAAACCACAGACGUAUCGAGACAAGAGCAGAUGUCCAUUUGUGUUAGGUACGUAAGUGAAUCAAUGACAGUAAAGGAACGCUUCUUGGGCUUUUGGCCAGCCGAAAGUACCGAUGGAAAGUCACUGUUCAAUCUUCUAAAUCAAGCUUUGAAUGAGUUAGGAAUUCCUGUAGGUCAAAUGAGAGCUCAGUGCUAUGACGGUGCGUCCAAUAUGCGAGGGAGAUACAAAGGUGUCUGUACUCGUUUUCAGGAAGUGGAAAAGAGAGCUCUAUACAUCCACUGCCAUGCUCACGUGCUGAACCUUACUCUAGCGAAUGCUUGUUCCGCGGUCCAGGAUAUUAGAAACGUUCUUGGAGUGGUAAACAGCCUCUACAAACUGCUGGAAGGAUCGGCAAAGAGACAUUCGCGGUUUCAGGCUAUCCAGGAGAAGCUAGGAGGCAGUUCUGUCACUCUCAAGAGACUUUGUGAAACUAGAUGGUCUUCACGCUAUGAAGCUGUACAUGCUAUCAACUUAAUCAAGUCCAGUUUUGAUGCGAUCAUUCACACUCUUGAAGCAAUUUCAACUGAAGAUGCCGAAUUAGGACCAGAAGCAUCCUGUCUUCUGAAGUCUGUUCAGACUUUCCACUUCUUCUUCUAUAUUUCAGUGUUGGAAGAGGUACUUGGGAAAACUGCUGUUCUUUCACGCUACUUACAAGGUCGGCGUGUCGAGCUGUCUGGAGUCAAGUCGAAAGUUUCUAGCACAAUCAAAGCCGUGGGUGCACUUCGUGAAGACUUUCAAGACGUCUGGAAAAAUACUGAAGACAUUGCGUCAAAACUAAGCUUGGAACUUCCACAACUUCCGCGCAAACGUAAAGUAGCACAGCGACUGGCCAUGGAUGGUGGUGGUACACCAUAUUACCCUCAGUCUUGUCAAGAGCAAUAUAAACUGGUUUACAAUGAGGUCGUAGAUAUCGUGCGAAUGGAAAUGAAAGAGAGAUUUCGUGAGAAUGAAUAUGAAGUUCUGGCUGCAGUCGAAAAACUUCUAGUAGACUCACUGACAGAGAGCCGACCAGACCGGUCGAGUCUUCAGACAGUGUGCACAUUUUAUGGCAACGACUUCAAUUCUGGCCGACUUGAGCAUGAACUUGAAAUUUUUUAUGGUAAUAUUCAAGCGUACCAAGGCGAACCGGACUGGACUGUAGAGAGUGAAGAGGGAACUGACUUGCCCGAACUUGUAAAAGUCCGGACGUUCUUCAACAAAGGCACUAACAGGGACUGCUACCCAGAAACUUGUAAGCUUCUUAAGACACUUCUUGUCAUUCCUGCAUCUUCAUCGGAAUGUGAACGAUCAUUUUCCACUCUCCGUCGUUUGAAAACGUGGCUCAGAACGUCGAUGGGACAAGAACGUCUGACUAGUCUAGCACUCCUGACAGUCGAGCGCGAAGAAUGUCGAAAAUUGGAGUGUAGAGUGGAAGACCUUGUUGCAGAGUUUGGGUCUAGUGGACGAAGGCGUUUACUGUUAAAUUAGUUUAUCGCACCUCCGUGACGUCUAGAACAGCUGUUGCAUUUAAACUAUGCUACGCUAUCUAGAGUACCCUGGAACCGUUGGUUAAUUGCAAACUAUUUAGCUGCCAGUAGAACGUACUCUGCUCACACAAGAAUGAUCAAUUCUCCAAGCUCCCACGUAUGCACCACUCAGUCUUCAAGUACGCAUGUGACAGCUUUUUGCCCAUAUGUAGGUACGUACUACGAAGGCAAGAAGUGUGUGGUUGGCUGAUUUGACUGAUGAAGUGGGCGUGUCCCGUUGCGUCGCAAAGUCUAGCCCCCCCAA